Nematostella vectensis (starlet sea anemone) is the source of this 679-nucleotide messenger RNA. RefSeq lists its product as uncharacterized. Gene Ontology annotation, molecular function: enzyme activator activity. The coding region runs from base 84 to 605 and encodes 173 amino acids. NCBI's taxonomy places the organism in Eukaryota, Metazoa, Cnidaria, Anthozoa, Actiniaria, Edwardsiidae. Gene Ontology annotation, biological process: digestion; lipid catabolic process. The transcript is spliced from 5 exons. Gene Ontology annotation, cellular component: extracellular region. The record is from RefSeq and is a predicted model, not a curated record.
GAUGUGCUAUAUAAAGGCGCCACCUUCUAAGCUGGUGGUACCCAUAGGCUCGAGUUAAGCUAACUCAGAAGCAAAAGAUCGCCAUGAAGUCAGUCCUUGUUCUCUGUGCAAUUGUUGCACUAUCAAGCGCAUGCACCAAGCUGCAGAAAUUCCAGCAGUGCAAUAUGGCUAAGUGCGCCUGUGCUUCCGGUCUCUCUUGCAUGCUGACGAAAACACUGGAGUUCCAAGGACAAUUAAUUCACAUCAAGCAGUGCAUGCCAGCCGGAGAAGAGAUCCCCACAGAGCACCUCACCGAUAAAGACGUCCAGGAAACGCUCAAACCAGGAAGCACCAGGGCUAUGACUGAAACUGCUGCUUUCUGGUACCCUGGCAAGGAAUGUAAUACUGCCGAUGACUGUAUUUGGCCAAAUACUUGCUGCAUCCUGAAGAAGCGAUGCUCGCUGAAGCUACCGAAAUACUUCACCUGCUACUUCACGAACGUUCACAAGUGCGGCUGCAUGGACGGACUGACAUGUAAGGUCACCACUCAUGUCAAGCUCCCUGUGGUGGACCUCAAUUUUCCCAUCAGGCAGUGCGUAGAUCCUGAGGCUACCGUAGCACCCUGAGGUCACCUGACACGCUGCUGGAAUGUUGUUAACGACAAAAAAUGCUUAACGAAAAUAAAAGUUGAUUCACGAUG